GUUGGUCGGUUUUUCAAGGAUUACCUCUUCACUACGUUUUUAUCCUUCAUAAUAGAAAUAGCUGCGUAUAUCUUAGUAAGCGAUUUCCUAUUUAUUCUUUGUCUGAAACAGGCCAAAUGGGUUUACCAAAGAUUUUUACAGGAAUCGUUUAGAAUCAGGGUGGGUCAGCACUGACCAAUAAGAGGCCUUGUACUAUUUCCGCUCGGCUGUUUCAGUGACGUCAAAGUUGGCCGGCAUUUUGGAUUUCUGGGUUGAGAGAACGGGAGGAUUUCCCUCAGAUUUCCCCAAAAAUGUCGUCUGGAGAAAGCUAUGCCGACUUCUUGAACAACAGGAUCAGAAGUUACAAGCAUAAAGGCCGUGAUGCUGAGGCUAUGAGAAGACAGCGGAAUGAGGUUACAGUGGAACUGAGAAAGAAUAAAAGAGAAGAGCAUCUGCUGAAGAGAAGAAAUGUGCCAAGGAUAGACAGUUCUGAGUCUGAAGAAGGUGACAAACCGGUGACAAACCAAACGUUGGCCGAGAUCGUUCAGAAUGCCACCAGCUCAGAUGUGUCAGUCCAGCUGACGGCAGUGCAAGCUGCAAGGAAACUGUUGUCCAGUGACCGCAAUCCCCCAAUUGAUGACCUGAUCAACUCUGGCAUCCUACCCAUCCUGGUCCACUGUCUCAACAACGAGAAUGCCUCCCUACAGUUUGAGGCUGCCUGGGCCCUCACCAACAUUGCAUCAGGGACUUCACAGCAGACACAGGCAGUAGUUAAUGCCGGUGCUGUGCCCCUGUUUCUGGGACUGUUGGAGUCUCCCCAUCAAAACGUGUGCGAGCAAGCAGUCUGGGCACUAGGCAAUAUCAUUGGUGAUGGCCCCCAGUGUAGGGACUACGUCAUCAACCAGGGCGUGGUCAAGCCGCUCCUGUCCUUCAUCAACCCCACAAUCCCCAUCACCUUCCUGAGAAAUGUCACCUGGGUCAUCGUCAACCUGUGUAGGAACAAGGACCCCCCUCCCCACAUAGAGACAAUACAGGAAAUCCUUCCUGCGCUGAACGUCCUGAUCCACCACACGGACAUCAACAUCCUGGUGGACACAGUAUGGGCGCUGUCGUACCUGACCGACGGAGGGAACGAGCAGAUACAGAUGGUCAUCGACUCCGGGGUCGUGCCCUUCCUCGUACCGCUGCUCAGCCAUCAGGAGGUCAAAGUUCAGACUGCUGCGUUGAGAGCCGUAGGAAACAUAGUGACAGGGACAGAUGACCAGACCCAGGUGGUGCUGAACUGUGGCGUACUGGACCACUUCCCUGCCCUGCUCAACCACACCAAGGAGAAAAUCAACAAGGAGGCUGUCUGGUUCCUGUCCAACAUCACAGCUGGUAACCAGCAGCAGGUACAGGCGGUGAUCGAGGCAGGACUCAUCCCCAUGAUCAUCCACCACCUCAGCCGCGGGGACUUCCAGACACAGAAGGAAGCCGCUUGGGCCAUCAGUAACCUCACCAUCAGUGGGAGGAAGGAUCAGGUCCAGUACCUUGUGAACCAGAGGGUCAUUCCUCCCUUCUGUAACCUGCUGAGCGUGAAGGACACCCAGGUCAUCCAGGUGGUCCUGGAUGGGAUCAACAACAUCCUGAAGAUGGCCGACAACGUGGAGGCCAUCGAGACGCAGAUUGAGGAGUGUCACGGCCUGGACAAGAUCGAGGCUCUCCAGAACCACGAGAAUGAAGACAUCUACAAGCUGGCGUACGAGAUCAUCGACCAGUACUUCAGCGCAGAUAUUGAAGAAGAUCCUAACCUGGCUCCCCAGGCCUCCACUGAGGGCUUCCAGUUUGACGGUAACACCAACAUACCGGCAGAAGGUUUCAAGUUCUAGGCUAACAGAAUCCUUCCUUCAGAGAUGCUCGCUGGCAAGUGUGAUGAUAACGAAGUAAUCUUUGGCUACUGUGAAAUAUAACUGUAAGAAAACUGUCCAGGGUUUGAAACUAGGCCUGCCGGUGACAUGGGUUUCGGUGCUCUUAGUCAAGGUGCUAGCAAAAUU
Branchiostoma belcheri (Belcher's lancelet) is the source of this 2012-nucleotide messenger RNA. Its product is annotated as importin subunit alpha-3-like. Gene Ontology annotation, molecular function: nuclear import signal receptor activity; protein binding. The transcript has 12 exons. Gene Ontology annotation, biological process: NLS-bearing protein import into nucleus. NCBI's taxonomy places the organism in Eukaryota, Metazoa, Chordata, Leptocardii, Amphioxiformes, Branchiostomatidae. Gene Ontology annotation, cellular component: nucleus; cytoplasm; nucleoplasm. The record is from RefSeq and is a predicted model, not a curated record. Bases 291 to 1847 code for a protein of 518 amino acids.